GGACCGCGCGGCUCCAUGGUUCACUCCCUUUGCCGAGAGGCCCUGGCCUUCUUCGGGUUGGGAGAGGUUUUGUCCUUUCCGCCCCACGUGAACCUCGGGUUUGGCAGUCGUCUGUGGGGCCUCAGCCCGCCACAAUGCAGGGGGAGCAGAGUGGAGAUCGGUCUGCUGCCUUGGACACCUGUGAGCCGGAAUCCAGUCAAGCCUCCAGCUGCCUGUGCCAUGGAUCCCAAGGGCAGCAAUGGUUCAUGCCUCCAGGAUGAGCGUAUUACAGACUUGCUGGUGUUUGGCUUCCUUCAAAACUGCUCCAACUACAAUUUCCACAAAGAGCUGCAGGUGUUGGGCCAUGACCUAUCUGUGCCAGCUUGUCUAUGGGAAAACCAUGACGAUGAACUGCAGACCGAUGGCAGCCAGUACAGCCACUUUGUCCUGGAGAGCCGGGAGACAGAUUCUGAGAGUCAAGAUGAAAUCAUCCAGAAUAUCGCCAGGCAACUUGCCCAUAUAGGGGACAGGAUGGACCGCAGCAUCCCCCCAAGACUGGUGAAUCACCUGGCAAUACAGUUUAUGAAUGGGAACCUGUCAGAGGAAGACAGAAGGGAGUGCCUUGCUGCUGCCCUGGAGCAGGUCAUGCACACUUAUCCUAAAGACAUGGAAAAGGAGAAGACCAUGCUGAUGUUGACCAUGCUGUUGGCCAAAAAGGUGGCCGAUCACACACCAUCCUUGCUCCAUGAUGUCUUUCGCACAACAGUGAAUGUUAUUAAUCAGAACCUACUCACCUAUGUGAGAAACUUAGUCAGAAAUGAGAUGGACUGAAUGGAUGACUGCAAAGCGUGUCUGGUUACAGUGGUUCUCAACCUUCCUAAUGCCGCGACUCUUGAAUACAGUUCCUCAUGUUGUGGUGACCCCCAACCAUA
Myotis brandtii (Brandt's bat) is the source of this 911-nucleotide messenger RNA. RefSeq names its product BH3 interacting domain death agonist (gene BID). Gene Ontology annotation, biological process: positive regulation of extrinsic apoptotic signaling pathway; positive regulation of intrinsic apoptotic signaling pathway; positive regulation of release of cytochrome c from mitochondria. NCBI's taxonomy places the organism in Eukaryota, Metazoa, Chordata, Mammalia, Chiroptera, Vespertilionidae. The transcript is spliced from 6 exons. The coding region runs from base 16 to 810 and encodes 264 amino acids. The record is from RefSeq and is a predicted model, not a curated record. Gene Ontology annotation, cellular component: mitochondrion; cytoplasm; cytosol.